AAAGCAGAUGAAAAGGCACUUCAGCAUCGCUCCUGAACAGCUGCGGGGACAGACUCAGAGGCAAGGCGAGGGCGAGAGAUCAUACUGCAAAUAUGGCCCAGAGUGACUUCCUCUACCCGGAAAACCCAAGGAGGCGACAGGAAGUGAAUCGGCUGCACAAGCAGCUCCUGGACUGCCUCGCUGACAGCUUCCAUGCCACCAACGAGCUGACAGGCGUUCUAAACGUGCACCUGGGGUGCAGGCUGGCCCUGAUCGAAAUGAGAAGAGAGGGAACCAUCAAGGAAAACUGCGACAUCAUCAUCCAGGCCAUGGUGGAGAUCCAGAAGGAGCUGCAGAAGGUUGAUGAGGCACUUAGAGAUAAGCUGGAGCCCACCCUCUAUAGGAAACUCCAGGAUAUUAAGGAAAGGGAAACCGAGAAAAUCGCCAUAGUACAGAAAGUCAUUUCGGUCAUCCUGGGGGAAGCCACGGCAGCUGCCAGUGCCGUGGCCGUGAAGCUGGUGGGCUCCAGUGUCACAUCUGGCAUCAUUAGCAAGUUGGUGGGUGUGUUAGCUCAAAUCGGUGCUUCUCUUUUGGGUAGCAUUGGGGUCGCUGCUCUCGGCCUUGGCAUAGACAUGAUCUUCCGUGCCAUCCUGGGAGCAGUGGAAAAAACGCAGCUUCAAGCAGCCAUCAAAAGUUAUGAGAAGCAUCUUGUGGAAUUCAAGUCAGCCUCAGAAAAAUACCAUCAGGCCAUCACUGAGGUCACCAACACAGUGAAACGCCAAAUACAGUGAACAGUCGUUUUAUUUGCCACUGUGAUAUUUCUGCGCUUCCCUCUGGCUAACGCUGUCACUGUCACAUCAAUAUGAGGUUCCUUGUUCACAUGCAUCCAAUAAGGACAUAAGGCAGCAAGCAGUCUGGAAAGGGGAACUGGAGAUGGUAGAAUUAUAUGACCCGAGUUUUAUAUCAACAAUGAGCUCUUAAAUCGGUUGUUGCUUGACUCUUAAGAGGAAGAAGAUUCUUCCAGGAUGUUUUCUUACCCUGCAUGACCAAAUCCACAGCCCUGAAAAUGCUUUUACUGUUUCCUUUUCCAAUUCCCAGUCAAAAUCCUCACAUAUGUUACUGACUGCAGACUUUCAUUUCUACAACCACGAACUUCAAACAGCUAAUGAAAUGAAAUUUAGUAAUGUUUAGCUAGACACAAACCGGUGGACUUCAAAUGAAAUAAAUACUAGCAGAUCUUUAGCAUUAGAUUCAAUACAAUUUUCUGUAAACUGAAAAAGACUGUAAAAUAAUUUAUAACAACUUGCCUCAAGGAUGAAA
Molecule: messenger RNA, 1299 nt
Organism: Jaculus jaculus (lesser Egyptian jerboa)
Lineage: Eukaryota; Metazoa; Chordata; Mammalia; Rodentia; Dipodidae
Gene: Smco3
Product: single-pass membrane protein with coiled-coil domains 3
Exons: 2
Coding region: 93-770 (225 amino acids)
Source: RefSeq, a predicted model, not a curated record